This is a messenger RNA of Schistosoma turkestanicum, 2204 nucleotides long. NCBI's taxonomy places the organism in Eukaryota, Metazoa, Platyhelminthes, Trematoda, Strigeidida, Schistosomatidae. The record is from the annotation of a GenBank genome assembly.
GUUUUACGGUAGGCGCGUGUUUUAAUUUGAAACGUUGCAGCCUGCACUUAAAGUUUAUAGUGAAUUCUAGGCUCCAUGUGGAACUUUAGCUGUGACUGUUAAGCUCUUUUAACCUCACAGCGGCAUUUGUACUGAUUUUUACUAAUUCUACCGUCUCAACAUUAGGACCGAGUGAACUGUUGCGCCGUUAACUCAUCCUCUGCUUAGCGGACGGAUAUUCCACCUACAACUUAAGUGACGCGAAUUGGCAAAAGUCAGUCAAGCCCUCUAUCUGCAUGCUGAGAUUUCGUCACACCAAGCCAUCAGCUAUGAUGAGACUCCCAAGGCGACAACAGGUAACAUUAAACAAUUGUCCAGACUUAUUAAGGAAACGUAUUGGGAAUCCGGCUGUCAAUGAGAUUCGGAAAAAGGCAGAACUCAUCAUCAUCAACAGCAGCGUAGAACUUUGCACAUUCUAUUCUGAAUAUGUCUGAAAAGAAACGGAAACAGCGGUUAACUGGCGAUAAGCUGGAUGGAGACCCACUGAAGCCUACACUGGAGGAAAUCGACAUUGCAAAUUACUUACAUAGAAAGCUACCAUCUAGAGAAGGACGUCUCUCGGGAAUGAUUGUUCGCAUAUUUGUAGCAAUGGAAGCCAUAGAGUUGCUGAUGAACUCCCCUUGGGCCAGAUCGAAUGACGAUUCGAAACCAACUCUUUUUACAAGUCAAACUACAGCAGUUAAUUUCAUGACAACUUUGUUUCAAAAGCAAAUGUUUCAGCGUGUAGUUCGUGUCAAGAAAAAGCCCAUUAAAAACCGUGAAGAUGCGAAAUCGUCGAAGCCCAAACCAAAAAAGCUCACUGAUGGAAAGGUUGUCUCCAGCAAAAAUGUUGUCGAUGCGCCUUCAGAUGAAAAUUUGAAUUCUCAAGAGCCUGAUUCUUCUAAACCAUCAAAAUCUGGCAUUUUCUCAUCUAUCUCUUCUAGUAUUAAUGAAUUCACUAAGAAAUCAAACAAGAAACCAAUGCGAUUAGAAAUUGUAGAUGAGCAAAACUUUGUACUAGAUGAUCCGCAUACAUUUUAUGUUUGGAUUUAUGAACCACCACCAGGAUUGUUUACAUGGUUAGCUGGUGCAGCUUUAAUUAUUGGCAUUAUAUUGUGUUGUUUAUUUCCUAUUUGGCCAUCGGAAUUACGUCAAGGUGCAUAUUAUUUAACAAUAACUGCUUCAGGACUAUUAGGUGUUUUACUUUUUGUAGGAUUAAUACGUUUCUGUUUUUAUCUACUUGUAUGGUUAACUACUUUGGGUCAAUAUAGUUUUUGGAUAUUUCCUAAUUAUUUUGAAGAUUGUGGUUUCUUUGAAUCAUUUCGUCCAUUGUAUUCAUUUAAACAUGUAUCUGAUACUUCAGCAGUAACAGUGAGCAAGAAAAGCAAAACAAAAGUGAAAUCAACUAGUGAUGUUUCUACUACUACUACUAAUUAUGCCAUGAGUAAUAGUAAUACUACUACUACUACUACUACUACUAGUAGUAGUAGUGCUGUCACUACUACUGGUAAUGAUUCUAAUACUGUCGGAUUAUUAUCAUGUACAGCAGAAACCAUCACAAAAUCAUCUGAAGAGAUUAAAUUAAAGAAACGAUGUUAAACAAAGAUGUAAUUAUCAAUGAGAAUAAUGAUGAGUUUAUAAUAAUCCUACUUACCUCAUUUUGUUUUUUUUUAUUUUUUGCGCUUUCUUUUUUUCUGUCUCUCUCCCUCACUGUCUGUCUGUGUGUCUCUCAAUGUUAAAAAAAUAUAUGAUAAAAAUUGUAUAUUACACUUUUAGCAUAUAAACAUCUGUUACAAUGUCAUUCAUCUUUCUUUAUUUCUUUCUUCAUUAUCAUCUUAUAUUUUCAUCUCGUUAAUAAAUAUUUUAACUUGAGUAGAGAUAUUUGUGUGGUGCUUUUUCUCUUCCCAGAAUUAAAUUUGUGAUACAUGUGUGUGUGUAUGUGUAUGUAUGUCUGUGUAUGUGUGUGUGUGUGAGCACGCUCUAUGGUAUAUUUUGUCUGUUUUAUGCCAAUUGAUUUUUAAUCACAUCGAAUGUUAUGAUCGGUUAUCAUUUUCUUUACACUUUCAGCAGUCUGUUGUUUAUAUAAUGAUUAAUUUCGUAUGUAAUUUUCUUAUUUUCCCCACUGAUCAAUUUCAUUACAGCAUAAAUGAUGAAAUUGAGGAAAAUUAUAUAUAUAUAUAUAUGGA